Microdochium trichocladiopsis is the source of this 2154-nucleotide messenger RNA. RefSeq names its product LysM domain-containing protein. Bases 1 to 2154 code for a protein of 717 amino acids. Lineage: Eukaryota; Fungi; Ascomycota; Sordariomycetes; Xylariales; Microdochiaceae. The transcript has 3 exons. The record is from RefSeq and is a predicted model, not a curated record.
AUGUUGUAUGACGAUGUCCUCCCGGACGAUUUGCCGUCGGCCUGCGUCACAGCUCUCAUGGCAGAUGUGGCUUGCGAUCGCCUCGUCCCUGAUCUUCGCCCAGACUUCUUCUAUCCUCCAGCUUCGCUUGAGCGUCUUUGCACGACCGGCUGCGCCACGGCGCUCCAGUCAUGGGAAGCCUCGGUGCGGUCCGCUUGUGGCAUGGACAUUGUCAUACCUGUCGAGUUCGACCUGCCCACGUCACCUAUUGCGAUACCGGCCACUCGUCGCUACAUCUACGAUUUUACAUGUUUGAAGGAGAACAAUAUAGUCUGCGGUCCAGUUGCAGCCUUGGCCGCUGUGUACAGCAAUCCUGGGGUCACCAUCUUCAAUUAUCUGAGUGAGGUCCCGGCUGAUUCCACGCGGCCAAGCAACUGUGACGCAUGCCUCGCCGCCAGGUUGCGCGUGCGCAGCGGCUCUCCCUACUUCGACGGCCCCAUUGUGGCAAGCGAGUCGCAAUACCAAAGCAUGACAUCGAGCUGCGGCAUUGCCGGCAAGCCCGCGACCACAUCGACCAUUGACUAUUUCACCAGCCAGCCAGAGCCGACAGACGAGGCCUGCAGCGGUACCACGUACCAGAUCCAAAGCAGCGACGACUGCUACAGCAUCUCAAAGGCCCAGAGCGUCGGGACCGCCUGGAUGUUGGCAGAUAACCACCUGACCGCGUACUGCGCCGACUUUCCUACGUCGGGAAGCCUCUGUAUCACCAACACUUGCAAGACCGCCACGGUCGCAAGCAACACAACCUGCGCGGCAAUCGCCGAGUCCGCUGGCAUCACCGAGAUGCAACUCCUGGCCUGGAACCCUAUCAUCAACCCGGUCUGCUCAAACCUCAACAUGAUGAACGGCACCACUCUAUGCAUUGAGCCUCCUGGACCCAGGCUCCCCCCGCCGGCGACGACUGAUCUCCCGCCUUCGACGCCGACCACCGCUGCCCCUAUCCCCACAAACACUGCCGUAGGAUCAGACAAGCCGUGCGGCCGCUGGUAUGAAGUCGAGUCGGGCGACUACUGCAACCUGCUCACCCUCAAGUUUGCCAUCUCUCUCCCAGACUUUCUGUUCUUGAACACUGGCAUCAACUCCAACUGCACAAAUCUCUAUGCUGCCGAGAGCUACUGUGUACAGCCUGUAGGAGACAUCAACACCUAUCCCGGCCGCCCUGGAUACGUGUCGUUCACUAUCGACCCCAGUGCAUCUUUUACUGGCGUGCCGUUCACCAUGCUGCCCAACGCCACCAUGACCCUCUCGCCGAGACCUACUGAGACUCCCCUGGCUCCUGGCGUGCGCGACGACUGCGUAUUCUACUUCAUGGGUGAAGACUACCAGUUCUCCCCUGACCAAUUUGGCUUUUGGAAGAGCAACUGCGAGAUCGCGGCAAGCAUGUACGGCGUCGACUUUGACAGCUUCGCGGCUUGGAACUCGCUGACAGCAAACGUCACGGAUGCCGCUUGUGUCUUUGAGGUUGGCAAGCGGUACUGCGGCUCCUGGGGCCUGAUGCCGACGCGCACUAGCACUGAGGAGCUCGAGCCCACCGCCACCGACGACGGCAAGCCCAAGCCUCCGGCAGCCACACACGACGGCCAACCCGCGGACUGUGACGGCUGGCACGUCGUCGCAGAGAGCGAAUCGUGCCAGUCUGUCGCUGACAACGCCGGCAUCUCCCUCGAGGACUUCUACGCAUGGAACCCCGCCGUGUCCAGAGACUGCUCGACCAACUUCUGGCUCGGUCAGGCCUAUUGCAAGUUCUACUCGUGGAACCCGGCCGUCUCUCGUGACUGUGUGACAAACUUCUGGCUGGGGCAGGCAUACUGUGUUGGCGUCUCCUCGGGUUCCUCGCCACAGCCCACUCGCACGACGACGACGGCAGCGCCGACGACGGCGAAGCCGACGCCCCCGGGCCCAACGCACACUGGUCAGCCCGCCAACUGCAACAAGUGGGAUGUAGUCCAAGACGGAGACUCGUGUGGCUCCAUGGCGAGCGACAAUGGCAUCUCCGUCAGCCAAUUCUACGACUGGAACCCGGCAGUCAGCAGGGACUGCGUGACAAACUUCUGGAUAGGACAGGCGUACUGCGUUGGUGUGUCUGGGUCUAACGGCAGGAUUCGUCGUGAUUGA